Messenger RNA from Trypanosoma rangeli, 903 nucleotides. RefSeq names its product putative cell cycle sequence binding phosphoprotein (RBP45). Gene Ontology annotation, cellular component: cytoplasm. The transcript has a single exon. Lineage: Eukaryota; Euglenozoa; Kinetoplastea; Trypanosomatida; Trypanosomatidae. The record is from RefSeq and is a predicted model, not a curated record. The coding region runs from base 1 to 903 and encodes 300 amino acids.
AUGAGUGCGGCAAUCCUGUAUGAAAUUGAGGCGACGAGGCGGUUGGUGGAUGUGUAUUACUUCAGGCAGCUCACUCAGCUGCAUGCCUCCCGCAGUGCGUUUACGCAGCACUUUGAUCAGCUGGCAAGAUUCCUAAACUCCAGCGCAAGUUACCGUCAAGAGCAGGUUGGCGCCGUCACACUGGACCCGUCGCUGACGACACCCGGUCGAUCAACGUGCGCCAACGGCGAAACGAUGAUGACCUCACCGUCAAUGGCCUCGCCGCCGGUGAACCGUGCGACACUCCAGUACGAUCAACUUCUAACUGAGGUGGGCGAAGACAACCUUGCGGCGUGGCAGAGCUGCCCGGGCGACGAGUGGGAAACAGAUGCAUCCACGCGACCAACGCUAGACUCCAUUCCAAAAGAGCGGCGCAGCCGCUCACCACCGAAGGAUCGUUCUGUACCAUGCAAAGUGGUCGUGGUGUUCAAACGCAAGCGCUUUGCUCUGCUUGAGUCGCAAGCGUACGUUGCCCCCGGUGAGUACGUUGUUGUCGGUGGAGAUCGUGGGGAGGACAUUGGGCUCGUGACGCAUUCCUGGGUGCUGGAUAAAUGUGACCGCGAUGGGGAAAAGAAGUGGGGUGAUGGUGUGAGCUCUGUGCUUCGUGUGGCCAGUGCACUGGAGGUGUCGCAGCUGAAGAACGUUCAGACAGAAUUGGAGGAGCGGGCGGUGGAGGUGGCGCAGAAGAAGGUGGAGGAGCACGGUCUUCCAAUGCGCAUCGUCGAUGCCGAGUAUCAGUUUGACCGGAAGAAACUUACAUUCUACUACCAGUCGCAGCAUCGGUUGGACUUUAGAACGCUCGUGCGGGACCUGUACAAGACAUUCCGUGCCCGCAUUUGGAUGGAGGCCGAUGUGCCCUCUUAG